ACCCACACCCCGGGUACUCCGGGUAGAGCCGCGGAGUGUAGAGCAGUCGUAGCCUGGACGCCGCGAGCAUCGCACGCCGGUCGCGACCGAGCCCAGCCCGACACCCCGACGCCGAACUAACUGGGAUACCAAAAGUGCUGUGUGUACAGUGUGUGUGUGUUUGUGUGUGAUCACCCAUUUUAUAUAAUAAUCGGUUUCCGAGUGCAUCGCGACAAUCACAACAACGUGACAAUCAAACAUCGGUCGUUUAUCAGAAAUAUAACAAACGAAAUAUGAUAUAGCGACAGUGCGAAGGCUAAGUGUGUGUGACUAGUGAUUGAUAUAAUUAGUUCUAUUUAUGGUGUGGUGAUGUUAUGAAAGUUUUCGCAAAACGAUAAAAGAUGGCGCUGAAAAUUUUGGCGGUCGCCAUCUUGGUUUUCGCCGGCUGUCCACGCGCUAGCGCUGAAAGAGAACACGCGUCAGCACUUGUCGGGGAAACAGCGCGUCUGCGAUGCCGGAUCGAUGGCAAAUCAUGCGGCGAGAUGCACAGCAUCAAAUGGUACAAAGCUGACACCAGAGUCUACGUGUACUCUGCCUCGAAAGACUCCCCCAUCAACCGUCCUGAAGGAGAAAUGGUUAACAGGAUUUCGAUAGCCCACGAGCCAAACGCGACUUCAGCUGAGCUGGUGAUAAACGACGUCAAGGCUGAAGACGAGGGCGUCUAUCGAUGCGAGAUCACGUACCUGCAAGUAGGCGAGGACUGUAACACAGUGCAGGUUACCGACUUCCACACUUACAUCAAGCCUAAGGCGGUGGAGCUGAUAACGGGAGAGAGGAAGAUCCUAGUGGACGGUGAGGUCCUCGGACCGCUUCUGGAGCGAACAAAGAUCAACAUCAGCUGUAUCGUGAGAGAAGGAAAACCACAGCCCAAGGUCGUGUGGUACUUCAACGGAAAGGAGAGACUCGAUGCCCAGACGCAAACUCCGGACAACAGUACCGUGAUCCACACGCUGUCGCUAACGGUGACGAGAGAAGAAAUAGGGGGGAAGCUUCAGUGCACUGUUUCAUCGGCAGCUCUGGACAAUCCAAUUACAAAGAAAAUAUCCCUCAACGUCAAAGUGCCACCGAAUAAGACCUUUAUUUAUGGUGACGAGGAGCACGCGACCCACGGCACUCUCCUGACCUUGAUGUGCACAGCUUUGGGCGCAAGACCAGCCGCCACAAUCGAAUGGUUCAAUGGCACUAAGAAACUGAGCCCCGACGAGCAUAACAUACAUCAGCGGCAAAUCGAAAUGACUGAUACGACUUUCAAAACGAUUUCCAAUCUAACGAUCGAAGCAACGCGCUUUGAAAACGGCCAGAAGUUUCACUGCGAGGCUGCCAAUGAGGUCACCAUCGAGACAAAGGAUCAUCCCAUGCACGCCACCAGAGAACUAGAAAUUUGGUAUCCGCCGAUAGUUCGUGUUGAACCGAAAAACAUCACAGUGAUCGAAGGCUCAAAACUGCUCCUCAAAUGUGAAUACGAAAGCAACCCUUCAUCUCUAAGCGCCGUAUUUUGGUUCCGGGAUGGCGAACGAGUCAACGUGAAUGACACAGCACACUACCAAGGGGGCACCACGGAUCAGCACUCGCUCAUCAUCAUGAACGCCAGAGGAGUCGACAUGGGAAACUAUACUUGCCUGCUGACGAAUUCUGUUGGAAACGGCACCAGCGAGGACAACAUCGUCGUCAACGUGCUUUACAAACCCCAAGUUCGCCUAACCAUGAGCUCUCCAAGUCCUAUCUUAGAGACUGACCACAAGAAUGUGACUCUGACAUGCGAGGUAGUCUCCGGGAACCCACCGACGCUGGACGAAGUAAUUUGGUACCUGGAUGGGGAAGUGUUGAAGCAUCUUCCUGACUGUAAUGGAACUGAUGGAGAUGAGAACCUUUGCAACGAGGUGGAUCCAUCGAUGCUGCUUCUACAGGACACCACCAAGAGUUUCCAUGGGAAUUACUCGUGUAAGGGCAAGAACUUCGCCGGCUGGGGAGACGUCAGCGAAAAGACCGAGCUGGUGGUCAAUUAUCCACCGGGGCCAGCAAAACUGACAUAUUCACCGUGGCGCGUCAUCAAAGGCAAGAGUCUGGUACUGAGUUGCAGCAUUGAAGAAAAAGGAAGACCAGAGGCCAACAGGUUUAAAUGGCAUCGAGGCGGUAGACUGAUCACCGAUAUCGUGUCCCAGAACUGGACCAUAGACCCGGUCACGUUGGAUAAUAGAACGAACUAUUCCUGCCGCGGCGUCAGCAUCGGCGGCAUGGGGGAGCCAGCCACGACCUUUGUGGAUGUCCUUGCCCCGCCGAGCUUCCAGUACGCCAUGAACCAUUACAGCGGAGCUUUAUAUAAAUCUCAGAACAUAUCGCUGUCAUGCACGGUGGAGUGCGCCCCGCCCUGCGGCGUCCAGUGGCUCAAGGACGGCCAGGUCAUCAGCGAGGACAACGAGCGCUACUACGUGGAGGAGACGGCCAUCGCGCCCCAAGCCAACCGGAACGACUUCGAGGCCACGCAGUCCGUGCUGCGCUGGAACAUGUCGGCGUGGCCGGGCGGCGCUCUGGACCGCGCGGCGGACGCGGCCAGCUACACCUGCCGCUCCUCUAGGAACCUAGCCGGGCCCCCGGUCAACAGCACCACUAAGUUCGCAGUCGAAUACGAGCCAGAGAACAUAACGGUGACUCCGAGCAUCGUCUCCGUGGUGGAGAACGAGGUGCCGGCCAAGGUCGUCUGCUCCGCCAGAGGUUUCCCGACGCCGUCGUACUGGUGGAGGCGCGAGGACGCGACUCGUAGUCGCGGCAAGGCGCAGCGCCCGCCGCUGUCGGCCUCCGGUACGCUGCUGCUGGGCGCCGUGCAGCGCCGCGACGCCGGCCGCUACGUGUGUGAGGCCUACAACCGGCAUGGCGCCGUCAGCACCGCCGUGCUGCUAGACGUCCUGUAUAUUCCUGAAUGCGGCAUACAGCAGACCAACAUCGACGGCGAACAGGUGCUGGUCUGCAGCGCCAAGGCCAACCCAGCAGAAGUUUCCUUCAUGUGGAAACUGAAGAAUGUUAACGACAGCCUAACGGAUGAGAAGAUAUGGCAGGCCGGGACCCAGAGCUAUCUGCGGCUCAGUCCUGGUGUGGACGUCUACAGGACCUACUUGUGCUUUGCGAACAACAGCGUGGGCGUCUCCAGGCCCUGCGAGCGAGAUGUCAUGGCUUCGAAAGUUUGGUGGCGCGACCAACAAAAGCUCCUGAUGAUCGGCGGUAUAGCACUGGCGGCACUCGUCCUGACCGUUAUCCUGUGCAUCAUAAUAAUAUGCAUAUGCCGGCGGAUGCGCGCCAAAUCCAAAUGCCCUCCUACGAAUGGCGUAGAUAAUGCCGCGAACGGCAACCUUGGGGCGGAGCACCCGGGUCUCUACGAGAACCUGCCGUUCCACGGUCUCCAGCAACCUCCGAACAAGCCUUACCGGCCCGAGGACCAGUUCAUCUACGCCGACGCCGACCUCAAGGACUACGGGCCCAUCAACUACAAAGCGGCCUCGAUCUACGCCCAGAUGAAGAAGGUGAAAGAACAACAACAACUCCAAGAGAUCUACGAGAAAGAGAACCCGGAGAGUGACAUGCUGUAGUCGGCAAACAGUUGCAGAUGUUUCCCCUCGACCAGAGCCCCCAGCCCCACCAGUGCUAUCCGACUGGUCGGCCUGGGGGCUCAUCUAAUGCUGGACUUACUACUCACACUCGGAUGUAAGCUUCUCUAUCACGUGAGGCGAGUGGCAAGUGCGACCCUGCUGAUACUAAUUCCAAAAGUGAACGCUACCACCUUGAGACUAGAGCUGGAUUUCUCAAAACUAAUAAAAUGAUCUAACAUUCACACUGAAAUUUCGCGGCAGAAGUUUGGUCUGUCAGACAUCCGGGAUCAACCAACAUCGAAGCUAUCUGUGGUGCAAAUAUCUUCUACCAUCUACAGUUUACGAGCGAAACGCUAUGUCGGAUCUUUGUAUCUAAAACGCUAUGAACUAUUUAGUGUACACAAUCAAUAUACUACUAAAAUACUAAUCAACGUGCUUCAUUUAAUUUCUGGUCAUUGUGGUAAUUUAACUGUUAGCCCUGAUGACUGGAUAAGGAACUGGUGUCUGCUGGCUUUCUCACGUAUUUCUGCUGAGACACGGUCCAAGGAAGGCGCAGGACAACAAUUACCAGACCGAGGAUAUCACGUCUGAAUACGCAGUGGUGAUGGUACCGAACCAGUAUAUUCAAUGACCGUUCUGACAACAGUAACUAUGAACUUGCGGAGCUUAGUGACGUCCAAAGAAACGACAAACUUUUUGCCAACUAAGCACUCUCGGAAAGCUCGGAGCGUAUUGUAACUGAAAUUAUUAUAAACCCCGCGCGUGUACAGUUCGCCUUAGAUUAAUAAUGGCGGCAAAAAAUUAAAUAUAAAAAAAAGAUGUAAAUAAAAUUUGUAAAUGGACUAUAGUUAAGCGGAAAUCACAGAUGACUUUAAGACGAAGUGACGUUAAAGUUUUUUUUUUACGUGAUAAAAACAUUUUAUUUAAAUUUCUUAUCAUUAUGCGAUGCUGAUUGAACACAUUUUAGGCGCAAUCACACGUUUGUUUAUAGGUUUUGUAACUGGUCACGGAGGGACCGCGGAGGACCCGAUUUCGCGGAGUACAUACAUAAUUAUUAAAGCUUCAAUUCAUCGUUUAUUUCAUUCAAUCUGGCCGAUAAAUGCAAUAAAAAAAAAUCGACCAGAAUCUAUAAAAUAAACAAAAUGAUUAUAGUUAAUUUGGUAAAUCACAUAUUUACAGUUCUGUCAGUCGUAAAGUAUACAUCCGGGGAAGCUUAGUACACAAUCACACGAACAAACACGCAAUUAUUAGAAUACAGCAGUGUAACGAGAAUCUAUUGCUUAAUUCACUAGACCUGCGGGACACCGCCUGGGUUGGUACCGGUGUCGAUGUGUAACGCUACGCAGUCGAAGGUUUUCUUAGAGCUUUCCAUUACGGAUACUCGAUUAGAACCUGUUCGGUGACUCCAAUAUUGACAUGACAAUGUCAUUGAAACAUCAGACUUUAAAAGGUUAAAUCGGUUCUAGCCCAUCGCCAUAUGUAUGCACGAAAUAGGAAAUAUCACUGUAUGUAUUUGUGUUUAUCCUAUUUGUUUAACACCUUCGAAUCGGCAUUAGAGGAAAUGGUCUCAUUACAGUACCAUCAGCUUACGAUAGGUACAGUACUAGUACAUUGACCAGAUAGGUGAGUACCACUUGCAGUCCCACGGCAGUCCCGACGCAGUCCCGACACAGUCCCAGCGCAGUCCCAGCAGGUUUUACUAGUUAGAUAUAAAACGCGGAGACUAGUUUCAAUGUAACCUUUACUAAUAGAGUCUGAUAGCAGUCCAACUGAGAUUGAACGAUCUGCGGAAUCCAUAGACGUUUGACGCCACAGCUUCAGAUCGGUGGUCGUGAUGUAAUCAGUCCUGCCUUUCAAUGCGUCUAACAUCAGCCAUGACUCGGCUCACACACAGUAGUAAAAAUAAUCAGAGUCGUUUGAAGUCUCUGUAUUGCCGGACCACAGUAACGUUUUUUUUUUCUUGCUUAGAUGGGUUAACAAACUUACUGCCCAUCCGGUGUUAAGUGGUUACUGGAGCCCAUAGACAUCUACGACGUAAAUGCGCCACCCACCUUGAGAUAUCAGUUCUAAGGUCUCAGUAUAGUUACAACGGCUGCCGCGCCCUUCAAACCGAAACGCAUUCGCAGAGUAAUGGUACCUACCUGCGCGGACUCACAAGAGAUCCUACCACCAGUAAUGUCUUAGCUUCACUUCUAACCACCUUCUUCCAUUUGGGUUAUUUUUAACGGGACACGAUCACUCGUGAAUAUAUGUUUUGUGAUUCAUGAAUAAGCCCGUCGUCAAAUCUUUUGUAAGCGCUUAAACUAGACCGAUCGGCAUUUACAUUAAUUUAUUUCUUAUAUUUGAAACAAAUUAGUUUUAUGUUUAUAAAACAACGAAAACACGAAUUUUAAUUAAUUUUAAGCGUACUACUACUAUUCUGUAUUUAUUUGUGGUAAUUAUAACGUUGUUUUUUUAUUUGAUUAAUUUUCAUGUUGUGAUAAUAGUGAUGAGUUUUUUUUUUGUUGGAACGAAGUUCCUUAUGGGACGACGCGGAGGGGUACCCUAACCGGGAAAAAACGUCCGUAACGUAAGAUUUUUAUUAGUAAUGCAUACAGUGUACGACUUAACUUUAUAAUAACGUACAAAAAAUAACAUAUUUUUUUUAUCAUUCAUUGACCCACGAUCUCAGAGCGUUCGUUUGCGCAAUACACUAACUCUCAUGCAAGCAACCGUGAAUGAAGUGUACCACAAUGAGUUCGCACGUUACCGAAUGACCGUGGGUUGUUGCGAAACCUCCAGUUUUAUAUUCUUUAUACCUCGAAUAGAACUUAAAAUUAAUAUGUUUAUAAUAAGGAACUUCGUUCCUAUCCGGUGUCCCACGACACCAAACAUCUUUUAUUGUUGUUAAUUUUGCGGCGUUUAUAGUGGAAGUGUGAGCACGUGGUGGGUUGUCGGUGAAUGUUUUUACUUUCCCCUGAAACCGGACGAUGGGAUCGCCUCUCUUAUUGCGAAAGCUUUCCUCAGUUUGCCGCUAGGGGCGCUGUUCCAACUCCAUACAAACUUGAGUUAACUUUAACGCGAUCGAGAAGUUAAAAAGCUCGCACUAAGCACACCGUUUGUGUCGCUUGAAGUUGGAUUUUCGUCUCGUAGUGCUAACCAAAGCCCGUUUAUUACGAAUUCAAACGAAACUAUUUUUUUUGUUGUAUACCAAAUAAAUAAUUUAUUUCCGAUCAGCUUUAAAUAAAUAAAUAAAAAUAGUUAUAUAUAAUUUUUUCAUACAUACUUAAAUGUCGUACUAAUAAUGUUAAUUAAACUACUCUAUAAAUAGGGAAAAAUAAUCAAAAGUAUGUCGGCUCUCUUUCGUUUUGUCUUAGUAAAGAAAUACUGAAAUUGCUAUUUGAUUUAGCGGUUUUGUUAUCUUCAAAUAAAAAAAAUGCACUUUUAAUUUUGUUUGCUUUAAUUAAUUUAAAAAAAAGCCUAAUGCAUUCUUUUUUAAAAUUACCGUACUGUCAGAAAUCAUCUGAAGACAAAAUCACAUUAGGAAUAAUAAAAUCGAAAUGUUUUAGAACGAAAACAAUUGUAAAUAAAAUAAUAUUAAAUAAGUGAACUUGUUAUAAUAUUGUCAGAAUAGUGUUAAUAAAUAAAAAUUAUGGUUUUUA
Messenger RNA from Bombyx mori (domestic silkworm), 7261 nucleotides. It is a transcript of the gene nrm, whose product is annotated as hemicentin-1. The transcript has 25 exons. The record is from RefSeq and is a predicted model, not a curated record. NCBI's taxonomy places the organism in Eukaryota, Metazoa, Arthropoda, Insecta, Lepidoptera, Bombycidae. The coding region runs from base 381 to 3620 and encodes 1079 amino acids.